Messenger RNA from Dipodomys ordii (Ord's kangaroo rat), 1712 nucleotides. It is a transcript of the gene Umod, whose product is annotated as uromodulin. The transcript has 6 exons. The record is from RefSeq and is a predicted model, not a curated record. Gene Ontology annotation, biological process: neutrophil migration. Bases 114 to 1712 code for a protein of 532 amino acids. Gene Ontology annotation, cellular component: apical plasma membrane; cell surface. Lineage: Eukaryota; Metazoa; Chordata; Mammalia; Rodentia; Heteromyidae. Gene Ontology annotation, molecular function: calcium ion binding.
GCGCCUUCCCCUCCCCGUUUCUGUUCUCAGGACUUUGGGCCUCCAACACAACAGGGAGGGAAUCACACUUGUCUUGGAGCAGGUAUUCGCAGAAGAGCAGAAGAGCAGAGAGGAUGGGGCGGCUGCUGCUCUCCCUGCCCUGGAUGCUGUUGGUAAUGGCAAUGACCUCGUGGUUCAUCGUAGUGGCAGCCAAUGACUCCUCUUUGGAAGCUAGAAGAUGCUCAGAAUGUCACAGCAAUGCCACCUGCAUGAUGGAUGGGGUUGUCACCACAUGCUCCUGCCAGGAGGGCUUCACCGGCGACGGGCUGGUGUGUGAGGAUGUAGACGAGUGUGCCAUUCCCAAGGCGUACAACUGCUCGGCCAACACCAGCUGCGUGAACACACUGGGCUCCUACGAGUGCGUCUGUCCCGAUGGCUUCUACCUGGUGCCCGGGUUGGGCUGCCUUGAUGUGGAUGAGUGCCUGGAGCCACAGGGGACCCUCUGCCACUCCCUGGCCACCUGCGUCAACGUGGAGGGCAACUACUCCUGCGUGUGUCCCCAGGGCUAUGUGGGGGAUGGACGGCACUGUGAGUGUACCCCUGGAUCCUGUGGGCCAGGACUGGACUGCCUGCCCCAGGGUCACGGUGGUGAGCUCGUGUGUGCUGACCCGUGCCAGGCGUACCACACGCUGGAUGAGUACUGGCGCAGUGCUCAGUAUGGCUCUGGCUACUCCUGUGAUACCAAAUUGCAAGGUUGGUACCGUUUCGUGGGCCAGGGUGGCGUCCGCAUGGCAGAGACCUGUGUGCCAGUCCUGCGCUGUAACACGGCCGCGCCCUUGUGGCUCAAUGGCACGCACCCCUCCAGCGACGAGGGCAUCGUGAACCGCACGGCCUGCGCGCACUGGAGCGGCCACUGCUGCCUGUGGAACACAACUGUCCAGGUAAAGGCUUGUGCCAGAGGCUACUACGUCUACAACCUGACAGCGCCCCCUGAGUGCAAUCUGGCGUACUGCACAGAUCCCACCUCGGUGGAGGGGACGUGUGAGGAGUGCGGAAUUGACGAGGACUGCAUAUCAGACAAUGGCAUGUGGCGGUGCCAAUGCAAACAAGACAUCAAUGUCACCGAUGUUUCACUUUUGGAUCAAAGGCUGAUCUGUGAGGCCAAUGACAUCAAGAUGUCCCUGAGCAAAUGCCAGCUACAGAGCCUGGGCUUCAAGAAGGUCUUCAUGUACCUGCGGGACAGCCACUGCUCAGGCUUCAGUGAGAGACGGGAGCAGGACUGGAUGUCUGUGGUGACUCCGACCCGAGAUGGUCCCUGUGGGACAGUGCUGACAAGGAACGAAACCCACGCCACAUACAGCAACACCCUCUACCUCGCCAAUGAGAUUAUCAUCCGUGAUGUUAACAUCAAAAUCAACUUUGCCUGCUCCUACCCGCUGGACAUGAAAGUCAGCCUGAAAACCUCCCUGCAGCCAAUGGUCAGUGUCUUGAACAUCAGUGUGGGUGGGACCGGCAUGUUCACUGUGCGGAUGGCGCUUUUCCAGAGCCCUUCCUACACGCAACCCUACCAAGGCCCCACAGUGGCCCUGUCCACGGAGGCCUUCCUCUACGUGGGUACCAUAUUGGAUGGCGGAGACCUGUCCCGGUUUGCAGUACUGAUGACCAACUGCUAUGCCACCCCCAGCGGCAAUGCCACAGACCCAGUGAAAUACUUCAUCAUCCAGGACAGGUAA